CGCCCCGCGCCCCGCGCCCCGCGCCGGCGUCGCGUCCCUGCCUCCUUCUUCUCCAGAAAAAGUCGCCAUUUUGGUUCACUGCCUUUGGGCCCCCCCCUCCCCAGGCGCCCGGGAUCGGCCCUUCCGGGGCCACGCCGGGCCCGCACCCGCCGCAGGUGACAGGUGGGUAGCGAGGCCAGCCCCCAGGUGUGCGUCCCCGGGCCGGCCUCAUCCGCGCGCCCGGGCCCAGGCCGGGGUCCCGGGCCGAGCGGCCUGGGCCGCGGUCCCACCGCCAGCGUCGCCUGCGGUCAGCGCGAGGCGCUCCUAUCCCCCCGCUCCAGAGGGUCCCACCUCUGCGAUCCUGCUGGCCCCUCUGGGGAGGGGCGAGCCCUUUCUCCUCCUGGUGCGCGAGCCACAGGCCUUGAAUGGAAGGGGAGUCUCUGCCUCCUAGGCCAGCCCUGGUCCCGGGGGCUCCCAACUCCGAAUUCUUCACCCAAGCUGGAGGAAGGCUGGAAAGAGAUGACCGAUCCCUUUUGUGUUGGAGGAGGCCGCCGGCUCCCGGGGUCCAGCAAGAGUGGGCCUGGGAGGGAUGGCGGCCGGAAUGAGGUCCGACUUCCCAUGCUUCACGACCCACCGAAGCUAGGGCUGCCGGUAGGCCGGGGUGGGCCGACAGUGCCCAGCCAGGCCCCUCUCUGCUUUGACCCGGGAAGUCCAGCCAGCGACAGAACGGAAGGGAAGAAAAAGGGGCGUCCGAAAGCCGAGAACCAGGCGCUCCGAGACAUUCCUCUCUCCCUGAUGAACCAGUGGAAAGAUGAGUUCAAGGCGCACUCGAGGGUGAAGUGUCCAAACGCUGGGUGUUGGCUGGAGUUCCCCAGCAUCUACGGGCUCAAGUACCACUACCAGCGGUGCCAAGGGGUAAGGGGCUGCGGCCUGGGGAAGGGGAGGCCUGGGGCCCACCCUGCCCUGGCUGUUGGCUUGGGGGUGUCCACGCCUGCCCUCUCCACCCAGGGUGCCAUCUCAGAAAGGCUGACCUUUCCUUGCCCCUUCUGUGAGGCUGCAUUCACCUCUAAGACCCAGCUGGAGAAGCAUCGGAUUUGGAACCACAUGGACCGACCCCUGCCUGCCCCCAAGCCUGGGCCAGUGAGCCGGCCAGUCUCCGUCAGUCGGCCCGUUGGGGUCAGCAAGCCCAUUGGAGUAAGCAAACCUGUCACAGUCAGCAAGCCCAUCGGCAUCACCAAGCCAGUGACGGUCAGCCGGCCCGUGCCGGUCACCAAGCCAGUGCCGGCCAGCAGGCCCGUGCCGGUCACCAAGCCAGUGCCGGCCAGCAGGCCCGUGCCGGUCACCAAGGCUGUGCCGGUCACUAGGCCUAUAUCAGUCACCAGGUCUGUGCCAAUUGCCAAGCCAGUAACAGUCAACAAACCAGUGCCGGUCACCAAACCAGUGACCAUCAACAAGCCGGUGUCUGUGACAAAGCUUGUGACAGUUACGAAACCCGUGCCAGUUGCGAAGCCGGUGACGGUCAGCAGGCCCAUUGUGGUCAGUAAGCCGGUGACGGUCAGCAGGCCCAUUGCCAUCAGCAGACACACGCCGCCCUGCAAGAUGGUGCUGCUGACCAAGUCUGAGAACAGAGCUCCUCGGGCCGCGGGGAGGAGCAGCGGUAAGAAAAGGGCUGCAGACGGCCUGGAUGCCUGCCCCCUCCCGCCCAAGCAGGCGAGGCCGGAGAACGGCGAGUACGGCCCGUCCACCACAGACCAGAGCUCAACCUUCCAGCUGAGCACAGACCCCAGCAGCAGCCCCCUUUCUCUGGGCAGCAGAGCCUUGGGGGGCAAGGAGGUGCCAAGGGCCACGGGCCCCGUGUCCCCGCCUGAGGAGGGUGCGGAGCGCACGAAGCACAGAAGGAAACAGAAGACACCCAAGAAGUUUACGGGUGAGCAGCCCUCCAUCUCAGGGACUUUCGGACUCAAAGGCCUGGCCAAGGCGGAGGACAAAGCCCGUAUCCACCGCGCCAAGAAGCAGGAGGGGCCGGUCCCUGAGGAGGUGCGGAAGAGGGGGCCAGCCCCCACCAGCGCUGUCAGCAAGGAGGUGCCGGCCCCCGGGGCCCACCCAGCCCCAGGUGGCCCUGAGGAGCAGUGGCAACGGGCCAUCCACGAACGGGGGGAGGCCGUCUGCCCCACCUGCAACGUGGUCACCCGAAAGACCCUCGUGGGGCUCAAGAAGCACAUGGAAGUGUGUCAGAAGCUGCAGGAUGCACUUAAGUGCGAGCACUGCCGGAAGCAGUUCAAGUCCAAGGCGGGCCUCAACUACCACACCAUGGCGGAGCACAGCGCCAAGCCCUGUGACGCCGAGGCCUCGGAGGCGGGCGAGCGCGAGGAGCGGGAGUGGCUGCGGAAGGUGCUGAAGCAGGUGGGGCGGCUGCGCUGCCCCCAGGAGGGCUGCGGGGCCGCCUUCUCUAGCCUCAUGGGCUACCAGUACCACCAGCGACGCUGCGGGAAGCCGCCCUGCGAGGUGGAGACCCCUUCCUUCCCCUGCACCCACUGCGGCAAGACCUACCGCUCCAAGGCCGGCCACGACUACCACGUGCGCUCGGAGCACGCGGCCCCGCCCCCCGAGGAGCCUGCGGACAAGGCCCCCGAGGCUGAGGACCUGUUGGGUGUCGAACGGACCCCCAGCGGCCGCAUCCGCCGCACGUCGGCCCAGGUCGCUGUGUUCCACCUGCAGGAGAUCGCGGAGGACGAGCUGGCCCGAGACUGGACCAAGCGGCGCAUGAAGGACGACCUGGUACCCGAGACUGCGCGGCUCAACUACACGCGGCCCGGCCUUCCUGUGCUGAACCCCCGGCUGCUGGAGGAGUGGAAGAACGAGGUCAAGGAGAAGGGCCACGUCAACUGCCCCAAUGAUUGCUGCGAAGCCAUCUACUCCAGCGUGUCCGGCCUCAAGGCCCAUCUGGCCAGCUGCAGCAAGGGGGACCACCUGGUGGGGAAGUACUGCUGUCUGCUGUGUCCCAAGGAGUUUAGCUCCGAGAGUGGCGUCAAGUACCACAUCCUCAAGGCCCACGCGGAGAACUGGUUCCGCACUUCGGCAGACCCGCCUCCCAGACACAAGGGCCCAGACUCCCUGGUGCCCAGAAAGGAGAAGAGUCCGGCUGGCGGGAAGAAGCGGGGCCGCAAGCCCAAGGAGCGACCCCCUGAUGAUCCAGUCCCUGGGACGCCUCCCCACCGGGACGACUGGCCCCCAGGAGGCAGAGACAAGGGGGCCCGGGGCUCUGCUGGCCGGAAGGUGGGAGCCGGCAAGGCGCCCGAGAAGUGAGUUUGCAGCCUGGCAGGUGGGUGGGGCCCGGCCCCCUCUGUCCAGGGUGGGGCUCCAGAGCCUCCUGCCCUCCAGGCCUCCACCCCCCACCCCUGCCUGUUCAUCUGU
Molecule: messenger RNA, 3393 nt
Organism: Delphinapterus leucas (beluga whale)
Lineage: Eukaryota; Metazoa; Chordata; Mammalia; Artiodactyla; Monodontidae
Source: RefSeq, a predicted model, not a curated record